This is a messenger RNA of Sordaria macrospora k-hell, 843 nucleotides long. RefSeq lists its product as uncharacterized. NCBI's taxonomy places the organism in Eukaryota, Fungi, Ascomycota, Sordariomycetes, Sordariales, Sordariaceae. The record is from RefSeq and is a predicted model, not a curated record.
AUGCAUGGCGCAGAGCACAACUACUCCAUCUACGAUAAAGAGCUGCUGGCGAUCGUCCGAGCCCUACAGUGCUGGAGGGCCGAAUUAGUAGGCCUGCAGACACCAUUCUUGGUUAUCACGGACCACGAAGCCUUGAAGUACUUCAGCACGAAGCGGCUGCUCAACCUUCGCCAGGCCGGGUGGGCAGAGUUCCUGGCCCAAUACCACUUCGUGAUCUCUUACCGCCCAGGAAGGGAUAACGGCGCGGCGGACGCGCUUUCGAGAAAGUCGCUCGAUUGGGAGUCGCGAACUAACCUGAACGGGGCCCGUCUGACGACAAGGGAAAGGCUUAACCGCGGAGAUGCUCAAGACAUGGUUAAGAAAAUACAAGGUUACCUUGCUAAAGCGAGGGAAUUGAUGACGAAGGCGCAGGACGGGAUGGCGAAGCAGGCAAACCAGCACCGACGGGUGCCCGACUUUGGCGUCGGGGACAAGGCGUUCAUCAUUAAACGAAGCGAGCUGUCUGACAGGCCUAGUAACAAGCUGGACCUCCCGGUAACCAGCCGUUGGUUCAAGAUCAAGGAGAAGUGCGGACAUUCCUAUCGUCUCGAAGUACCGGAGGGAUGGCGAAGCACCGACGUCUUCCACGCAGACCGCCUGAGGAAAUACCCAGACAACCCACUACCAGGACAGCACAUGGAGGAACCGGCUGGGGAAUACGUGGGAGACGAUGUCGAAUGGGAGAUGGAAGAGAUUCUGGCAUCGAAGAUAUAUCGUGGGAGGUUUCAGUACAGGGCGGCGGACGCGGAAGAGUUCGAUCCGGAUCACGACAACGAUAACGUGCCCGCGAGAAAAGGGAUAUGA